Messenger RNA from Amoebophrya sp. A25, 878 nucleotides. The record is from the annotation of a GenBank genome assembly. Lineage: Eukaryota; Dinophyceae; Syndiniales; Amoebophryaceae.
GUGCUGUUGUUGAAGCGGAGCCAGCUGUAGUAGACCAGAGCCAUGCCGCAGUGCGCCGAACGGAUUAUAGCAAAGCGGAGUAUGUUGGUGACCAUCAAAACAAGGGAUCAGCACCGGCGACACCUCAGCAGUCGAUGCCUCCACCGACUACGCUCUCUCCUACUCCUGCUUCUGCAACUGCGAGGACCGUCCAUCACGGACUCGGACAAUCUACUUCACAAAUAGACCCACUCGAAGAUGCUUUCCGUCGCUUGUUUAUCCCAUCCACGAGCAAGAACAGUCUUGAACAGCUACACGGUAAGACCUCGUCGAGUAGCAAAGGAGCACCUCUAGUACCUGCUGGAUCGCCACCUCAGAAUUUCCAUCCUCCUAGCGCGCCAUGGCUUGCCACGGAACACCUUGAUGCUUCAUCUUCAACAAAUAAGCAGGUACCACAGGUACAGGGGAAAUCUUCAAUGCAACAAGCGCGUCAGCCGUACUUCUUUUAUCAACAACCUGAGGCAUCCUGCUCUACCAUGCCAAUAUUAUCGUCCAGACAAAGCUCGCCUCGUGGUCUGGGGAUGGAGAUUUCUGUCGCUGGUGCGUCCAAAAAAUCUUCUGUUGGAGAUGGAGUUCUACUAGAAGACUUGACUCGGAGUAGAACCGCUACAAAGAAUAGCGAGAUGACGGCUGCUUCAGUGACGACAACUUUGAACACUCGGAGUAGAACCGAUACAAAGAAUAGCGAUAUGACGGCUGCGUCAGGCAAUGUGGCUGCUUCCGUUAACAAGAUGAGGGCAAAUAGAGGAAAGGGAAAGCAAUUUGCUUGGGAUUUCUUCGAAAAGGCUAGAUCAUUAGGAGACACCAAGCGAUCAAGCACCAAGACAACAGACGAAGGC